AUGGCACUGAAUGGCAAAGUUUGCGUCGUCGUCGGUGCUAGUGCAGGCAUCGGUAGAGCUAUUGCGCUGAGAUUUGGACAAGAAGGAGCUAAGAUAAUCGUAUGUGCCAGAAGAAUGGAUUUAUUGGAAUCACUUACAGAAGAGAUAGGAAAAAAUGCCAUUGCGAAGCAUUUGGAUGUUACUAACCAUGAAGAGGUCGAAAAAACAGUUAAUUGCAUAUUCACUGAUUACGGCAGAAUUGAUAUUCUUGUUUACGCUUCUGACAUCUUUACAUACUCUCUAAUAACAAGCAAAUUGUUCGACGAUUGGCGUUCUAUGAUUGCUACCAACUGCCAAGGUCUAGUUGAUGUUGUUGGAUCAGUUUUCGCCGAAAUGCGGAGCAAAAAUUUAACUGGCAAUAUCGUCGUCAUUAGUUCGGAUGCAGGUCGUGUCCCUUUUCCUGGUUUAGCCGUCUACUGUGGCACCAAGUUUUUUGUUGAGGGGUUUCUGCGUUCCCUUCGUUUGGAGUCGAAACCCAAUGAAAUUGUUAUCACCUCAAUACAGCCCGGUGAUGUUGCAACUCCAGCACAGCAAUGGACUACGGACACUGAGGCGGCCCGACUAUUUUCUCCGCUUUACCGACCUCCCGAAGAGUGUCAGAAGGCAUGGGAUGCAAUACUAAAACCUCAGCAGGUUGCUGAAGCAGUGCUCUUUGCCGUCUCCCAGCCAAAAGGCACUGCCAUUAACGAGGUGCUUAUCGAGCCAAUUACAGGUCCCGUCUGA
Messenger RNA from Hydatigera taeniaeformis, 762 nucleotides. The record is from the annotation of a GenBank genome assembly. Lineage: Eukaryota; Metazoa; Platyhelminthes; Cestoda; Cyclophyllidea; Taeniidae.